This is a messenger RNA of Bipolaris oryzae ATCC 44560, 996 nucleotides long. RefSeq lists its product as uncharacterized. Gene Ontology annotation, molecular function: zinc ion binding; alcohol dehydrogenase (NADP+) activity. Gene Ontology annotation, biological process: alcohol metabolic process. The coding region runs from base 1 to 996 and encodes 331 amino acids. Lineage: Eukaryota; Fungi; Ascomycota; Dothideomycetes; Pleosporales; Pleosporaceae. The transcript has a single exon. The record is from RefSeq and is a predicted model, not a curated record.
AUGCCGACAUUCACAGUCUUCAAAGGCUCCAAGGAGGGCAAAAUCGUCAAGGGCGAAACCACCAAGCCCGACCUCCAAGACGACCAAGUCCUCAUCAAAGUCACUGCCUCCGGCCUCUGCGGCACAGAUGAGCACUACAAGCACUCCGACAUGGCGCUCGGCCACGAAGGCGUCGGCAUAAUCGAAGCCACGGGCCCCGGCGUCAAAGUCCUGAAAAAAGGCGACCGCGUCGGCUGGGGCUACGAGCACAACUCAUGCGGGCACUGCGAAAAGUGUCUCACGGGCCGCGAAACCUACUGUCCCGAGCGCCAAAUGUACGGCCUGGCCAACCUCGACCAAGGCAGCUUCGCCUCGCACGCCAUCUGGCGCGAAGCCUUCGUCUUCAAAGUCCCCGACGAACUCUCAGACGCCGAAGCCGCGCCUCUCAUGUGCGGCGGCACCACCGUCUUCAACGCCCUGCACGCCUACAACGUGCGACCCACGCAGCGCGUCGGCGUCAUGGGCAUCGGCGGCCUCGGCCACCUCGCCAUCCAGUACGCCUCGAAAAUGGGCUGCGACGUCGUCGUCUUCUCGGGCUCCGACUCGAAAAAGGACGAGGCCAUGCGUCUGGGUGCCAAAGAAUUCAUUGCCAUGAAGGGUGCCACCGAGCUCUCCGUGUCCCGCAAAGUCGACGUUUUGCUCGUUACCACGUCUGUUACCCCGGAUUGGAAAUUGCUGAUUCCCGUGCUCAAUACGAAUGCGACAAUCUUCCCGUUGACGGUGUCGGAUGGCGAUUUCACGUUCCCCCAGAUGCCGCUGAUUGCGAAUGGGAUUACGGUGCAGGGAAGUGUCGUGGCGGCACGGCAGGUGCAUAGGGAGAUGUUGGCGUUCUCGGCGUUGCAUGGGAUUAAGCCGAUUAAUAUGGAGUUUCCGAUGAGUGUGGAGGGGAUUGAGGAGGCGAUGAAGGUGUUGAGGGAGGGCGGAAUGAGGUAUAGGGGUGUGCUUAUUCCCCAGUAA